Merops nubicus (carmine bee-eater) is the source of this 1300-nucleotide messenger RNA. Its product is annotated as phosphatase and actin regulator 3-like. Gene Ontology annotation, biological process: actin cytoskeleton organization. Gene Ontology annotation, molecular function: actin binding. The record is from RefSeq and is a predicted model, not a curated record. The annotation marks the transcript as partial. The transcript has 7 exons. NCBI's taxonomy places the organism in Eukaryota, Metazoa, Chordata, Aves, Coraciiformes, Meropidae.
AGAUGAGAUGGAGCAGUCCCCUGCAGUGCGUUCUGACUACUUGGUCUCAGGGAUUCGGACUCCGCCCGUGAGGAGGAACAGCAAACUGGCCACACUGGGCAGGAUCUUCAAACCAUGGAAGUGGCGGAAAAAGAAAAACGAGAAGCUAAAGCAGACGUCUGCAGUGCUGGAGAAGAAGAUGACGGCACGACAAGGUCGGGAUGAACUCAUUAAAAAAGGCCUUCUGGAGAUGAUGGAACAAGAUACCGAGGGCAAAGCCUGCACUGGUGAUGAUGCCACGAGAGCGACGCAGGGCAACCCUCCAGCUCCCGUGGGGCAGGCGCUUGCCUCGGAAGAGGAGCAGCAGGAGAGUACAACAGCAGCCACAAUGAAUGUGACCUCCACUGGUGAGGAGCUGCAUUUGGAUGAGCUGAAAGAAGAUGCAGCCAAGAAACCUUCAGCACCCACGGAAGAAUCAGAAGAUGCCAGCCUGCCAGCAUCUGAAGACAGUCCACUAGCCUUACUUGUAUCUGAAUCCACAGAUUCCCUCCAGAAACCACCAGAAAGAAACCCAGCACAGCUUCCCAGCCCUCCAUUGCUCCCAGCUCCACCACCUAAGGCAAUCUCCAAAAUCACAAAGGGGGUAACAGAAGGAAGUGAAGUAGAUGACCCAGCCAUGAAAUCUCCUCCUUCCACCAUCCUGAAGAAUUAUGUCAUUGUUGGUUCCUCCCAAAUCUCAGGACAAGCUGCCCUCUUCCAUCCCUCUGGCCAGAAGGGUUCAGAUCCUCAAGCCAGAGGACAGGUAACAACGCCAACCGGUUCCCCUCACCUGGCUGCCGUCCACCUGCCCUUACCUCCCAGCAGAGUCAUUGAAGAACUUCACAGGGCUCUGGCCACCAAACACCGCCAGGACAGCUUCCAUGGAAGAGAAAGCAAAGGCUCUCCAAAAAAAAGAGUGGAGGUGCGUCCGUCCAGAACAUCCAGCAUCGAGCGCAGCAAGGAGAAGGAGAACGCACUGACCUACAGCAGUGAGUCAGAGAACAAGCGGAAUUCGGUCAAAGAGUCGGAUGAGAACAAAGAAAACAUGAUCAUGAACUCAGAGCUCAAGGAAGACUCUGUUUUUUAUCAGGAUGAGGAAGUUUUGAAUGACUCCAUUAUUUCUGGCACUUUGCCAAGAAAAUGCAAGAAAGAACUGCUGGCAGUAAAACUACGAAACAGACCGAGCAAGCAGGAGCUGGAAGACAGGAAUAUUUUCCCAAGGAGGACAGAUGAGGAAAGACAGGAAAUCCGGCAGCAAAUUGAAAUGAAACUCUCCAAGUAA